Messenger RNA from Triticum turgidum subsp. durum (durum wheat), 1563 nucleotides. The record is from the annotation of a GenBank genome assembly. Lineage: Eukaryota; Viridiplantae; Streptophyta; Magnoliopsida; Poales; Poaceae.
AUGGCAAGCAUAGCGCUCGUUCUCAUGGUUUGUUUCUUGGGUUUGUUCGUGCCCGCCCCCUCCCUUGCGUCGACCUCCAACUACACCGACUUCGUCCGCUGCAUCUCCACGAGCGUCCCCAGCCAGCUCGUGCAGACGCCGAACUCACCGUCGUUCAAGCAGCUCCUGGUGUCGUCCAUCAGGAACGCCAGGUUCGUGGCGCCGGCCACGGCGAGCCCACCGCUCUGCAUCGUGAUGCCCACCAACGCGUCCCACGUCCAGGCCGCCGUGCGCUGUGGGCGCCGCCACGGCGUGCGCGUCCGCGUCCGCAGCGGCGGGCACGACUACGAGGGCCUCUCCUACCGGUCAGUCUGCCCCAACAGCGAGGUGUUCGCGGUAAUCGACCUCGCCAAGCUCCACGCCGUCCGCGUCGACCCACGCAAGGCCACCGCGUGGGUCGACUCCGGGGCGGCGCUCGGGGAGCUCUACCACCACGUCGCCACGGCGGCUCCAGGGCUGGGCUUCCCGGCUGGCGUGUGCUCGACCGUGGGCGUGGGGGGCAUCUUGAGCGGCGGCGGCAUAGGCCUAAUGAUGCGCAAGUACGGCCUCUCCGCCGACAACGUUCUCGACGCCACCAUGGUCGACGCCUACGGGAAUCUGUUGGCGGACAAGAAGGCCAUGGGGGACGACCUCUUCUGGGCCAUCCGCGGCGGGGGCGGCGGCAAUUUCGGCAUCGUGCUGUCGUGGAAGGUGAGGCUCGUGCCAGUCCCACCGACGGUGACCUUCUUCAAACUCGCCAAGACCAUGGACCAGGGCGCCGUCAACGCGGUGACCAAAUGGCAAACGCUCGCGCCCGUGCUCCCGGACGACCUCACCGUACGUGUUAUCGUAGAAAAUCGUCAGGCCACCUUCGAAGCCCUGUACCUCGGCAAGUGCAACGCGGUGGUGCCGACGUUGCGCAGCCGAUUCCCGGAGCUCGGCGUGACGCACGCCGACUGCAAGGAGAUGAGCUGGCUGCAGUUCACGGCGUACAUAUACUUCGGCGACGCCACCAUCAACCGGUCCAUGGCCCUGGGUCCCUUCAUUAAGAACAAGUCCGACUACGUCGAGAAAGCCCUCACCAACGAGACGUGGGAGAAGAUCUUCCUCUGGCCCAACGACGCGGCGUCGGGGCAGCUCGUCCUGGAGCCGCAUGGUGGAAGAAUGGGCCACAUCACCGCCAACGACACCCCGUUCCCGCACCGGAGCAGCGUGCUCUACAACAUCCAGUACGUGCAGCACUGGAACGGCAAAGGGGCGGGGGGCGACGCUACGCCUAAGCCGAACUGGAUCGGGAGCCUGUACGACUUCAUGGCGCCGUUCGUGAGCAAGAAUCCGAGGGCCGCGUACGUUAACUACCGGGACCUCGACAUUGGCAUGAACACGGUGGUCGGCGGAGUAACGAGCUACCAAAGUGGCAAGGUGUGGGGCGAGAGGUAUUUCGGUCCGGCAAACUUUAGGAGACUCGCAGAGGUCAAGCGCAGGGUGGACGCCGGCGACUACUUCCGGCACGAGCAGAGCGUGCCGCCACUUCCCUUGAACUAG